Molecule: messenger RNA, 3408 nt
Organism: Malassezia restricta
Lineage: Eukaryota; Fungi; Basidiomycota; Malasseziomycetes; Malasseziales; Malasseziaceae
Product: DNA-directed RNA polymerase III subunit RPC2
Exons: 1
Coding region: 1-3408 (1135 amino acids)
Biological process (GO): DNA-templated transcription
Cellular component (GO): RNA polymerase III complex
Molecular function (GO): ribonucleoside binding; DNA binding; DNA-directed RNA polymerase activity
Source: RefSeq, a predicted model, not a curated record
AUGGACGAGGUGAUGGAAGCAGCGGCGCAGGCCGGCAAGAGCCUCACCGAGCCCGUCAAAGCCAUCGAGGACAAGUGGCUGCUUUUGCCAGCGUACCUCCAGGUCAAAGGUCUCGUCAAGCAGCACAUUGACUCGUUCAACUACUUUGUGGAUGUCGACUUGAAAAACAUCCUGCGGGCGAACGAGCGUGUGACAUCAGAUAUCGAUCCCAAAUUCUACCUCAAGUACACGGACAUCUCCGUGGGCCGCCCAGAACGGUCCGAUCCAGAUGCGAUCGACCGCAGCAUCACGCCGCACGAAUGCCGUCUGCGCGACAUUACCUACAGCGCCUUUAUCUACGUCGACAUCGAGUACACACGCGGUGGCAAAAUUGUGCGCCGUAAGAAUGUGCCGAUCGGACGCCUGCCGAUCAUGCUUCGCAGCAACAAGUGCUGGCUGGCUGGACAGGACGAUGCGGCCCUCGCACGCAUGAACGAGUGCCCCCUCGAUCCAGGUGGCUACUUUGUCGUCAAGGGCACAGAAAAGGUCAUUCUCGUGCAGGAGCAGCUGUCCAAGAACCGCAUUAUCGUCGAGGCAGACAGUCGCAAAGGCAUCGUCCAAGCGUCCGUCACCAGUUCGACGCACGAACGCAAGUCCAAGUCGUACGUGCUCACCAAGCACGGCCUCAUCUACAUCAAGCACAACUCGCUGCAUGAAGACAUUCCUAUCGUGAUCGUGUUUCGUGCGCUCGGAAUCCAGUCGGACAAGGAAAUUCUGCAGCUCGUCGCCGGGCAGGACGAGGCGUACGCGGAGCUCUUCGCCGUGAACAUCGAAAAGGCUGCCAAGCUGGAAGUGUUCUCACGCCGCCAGGCACUCGACUACAUCGGCGCGCGCGUCAAGGUCAUGCGCCGCGGCGUGGGUCUGCGGCGCUCGGCAAGUGACGAGGCGCUCGAAGUACUUGCGACCGUCAUUAUGGCGCACGUCCCCGUCGAGAACGGCAACUUUCGAAACAAGACCAUGUACAUCGCCACCAUGGUCCGCCGCGUCCUCGUCUGCAUGCUCGACGAAAGCAAGGUGGACGACCGCGAUUACGUCGGUAACAAGCGUCUGGAACUCGCGGGCCAGCUCCUCGCUCUCCUGUUCGAAGACCUGUUCAAGAAGUUCAACUUUGACUUGAAAACGAAUAUCGACAAGGUGCUCAAAAAGCCUAAUCGCACGGCAGAGUUCGACGCGUACAACCAGUUCUUUUACCAUGGCGACUAUAUCACGGCCGGAUUCGUGCGUGCGAUCUCGACAGGCAACUGGAGCUUGAAGCGAUUCAAGAUGGAACGCGCUGGCGUCACGCAUGUGCUGAGUCGGCUGAGCUAUAUCAGCGCACUGGGCAUGAUGAUGCGUAUCAGCAGUCAGUUUGAAAAGACCCGCAAAGUGUCCGGUCCACGCGCCUUGCAGUCGUCGCAGUGGGGUAUGCUAUGCCCGUCCGACACGCCCGAGGGUGAAGCGUGCGGUCUCGUCAAGAAUCUCGCAUUGAUGACGCAUAUCACGACGGACGUCGACGAAGCACCGAUCGUGCGUCUGUGCUACACACUCGGUCUCGAAGAUAUCAAUUUGCUCACGGGCGCCGAGCUGUACCAGCCCGACACGUUCAUUGUGUUUUUGAACGGCAAUGUGCUGGGCGUGACGCAUGCGCCUCACCGCUUCGUGGCGCAGUUCCGCCGUUUGCGUCGCAAAGGACUCAUGUCUGAGUUCGUCGGCAUUUACACCAACAUGCACCACCAGACGGUGCACAUUGCGUCAGACGGCGGGCGUGUCUGCCGCCCCAUGAUCAUUGUCGAGCGCGGUCAGCCCCAAGUGACGUCAGCGCACAUCCGCCAGCUGCAGGCAGGGGCCAUGUCGUUUGACGACUUUUUGCGCCACGGACUUGUCGAGUACCUCGACGUAAACGAGGAGAACGACUCCAAUAUCGCGCUGUUCGAGCAUAAUAUCAAGCCCAGCACGACGCACCUGGAAAUCGAGUGCUUCACGCUGCUGGGCGCCGUGGCUGGUCUCGUGCCGUAUCCGCACCAUAAUCAGUCGCCGCGUAACACGUACCAGUGUGCCAUGGGUAAGCAGGCCAUCGGUGCGAUUGGCUACAAUCAGCUGAACCGCAUCGAUACACUCCUGUACCUCAUGGUGUAUCCGCAAAAGCCGAUCGUAUCGACCAAGACGAUUGAGCUUAUUGGGUACGACAAGCUGCCAGCUGGGCAAAAUGCGAUGGUCGCCGUCAUGAGCUUCUCCGGCUACGAUAUUGAGGAUGCGCUCGUGCUGAACGGCGCUUCGUUGGACCGCGGCUUUGGGCGGUGCCAGGUCAUGCGAAAGCAGUCGACAGUGCUGCGCAAGUAUGCGAACGGCACGUUUGAUCGCCUCGCCGAUGCGCCUUUGAACGAGCAUGGCGAGCCGCUGCGGCGUUUCGAAUGCCUUGAGGCAGAUGGCUUGGCUGGCGCUGGUGAGCGACUGGAGCCUGGGGACGUGUUUGUGAACAAGCAAAUGCCCAUCAACGCGAACGAUAACAGUGCGGGCACUAUGAUGAAUACGGCGGUGGCGUACAAGAAUGCACCGCUGUCGUACAAGGCGCCGGUCGGUGGCUACGUGGACCAGGUGCUGGUGAGCGACACCGACUCGGACCAGACUCUCGUCAAGGCGCUGAUUCGGCAGACGCGGCGCCCUGAGCUGGGCGACAAGUUCUCGUCGCGCCACGGCCAAAAAGGUGUGGUGGGCCUGAUUGUGCCGCAGGCAGACAUGCCGUUCAAUGAUGCGGGUAUUUGUCCCGACAUUAUUAUGAAUCCACACGGUUUCCCAUCGCGCAUGACCGUCGGCAAGAUGAUUGAGCUCAUGUCCGGCAAGGCUGGUAUUCUGCGCGGCACGCAAGAAUACGGCACGGCGUUUGGCGGAUCGGACGUGUACGACAUGUCGCGCGUGCUUGUGGAGCACGGCUACAACUACGGCGGCAAAGAGUACCUGACGAGCGGCAUGACAGGUGAGCCACUCGAGGCGUACGUGUACUUUGGCCCGAUCUACUACCAAAAGCUGAAACACAUGGUCAUGGACAAGAUGCAUGCGCGAGCGCGUGGCCCGCGUGCGGUGCUCACGCGCCAGCCCACCGAGGGACGCAGUCGCGACGGUGGUUUGCGUCUCGGCGAGAUGGAGCGCGAUUGCCUGAUUGGCUACGGAGCCACGCAGCUCUUACUGGAGCGCCUGAUGGUCAGUUCCGACGCGUUCGUCGUGAAUGCCUGCGAGCAGUGUGGUCUGCUGGGCUACAAUGGCUACUGUGGCUACUGCAAGAGCUCAAAGCAUGUCGUAAAGCUCACGGUCCCGUAUGCGACCAAGCUGCUGUUCCAGGAGCUCAUGGCCAUGCAAGUCGUGCCACGCCUCGUGCUGGAAGAGGCCGUAUAG